CAAGAUGGACGUGAUGUGUAAUCCCCUCAUCCACCCGUCAAUGAAAGCUUGCUGUUGCAGUGAUGGGACUGUUUGGAUCGUCUUGUUCAUCCUUCAUUAGAUUUGUUUGUCAGUUACAUUGUAUUUAGAAGAUAGGAAAGUUUCAUAGCCGGUGACCAGACAGUCAAGUACUGAAGUAAGCCUAUCAACAAAAUGCCAGUCAAGUUGGGAACAACAGAUCGAGAGCUGGAGUAUGUCUUGAUGAGGAAGGCCCAGCAGCAGUCUUACUUCCAAGACAUCCAGGACUUCCUGCAGGAGCAGAACACCAAGAAGCAACCAGGUCCACAGCAGUGCAGCGUGGAGGUGAUGAAGAAGAUCACCGUGGUGCUACAAGAGGAGCUGGCAAAGCAACAGUUCCAAGAUGCCGUUGUCAUGAUAUCUGCAAUCCAGUUCACCACACGAUUUCCAGAUUACCCAGCAGGGCUCCCUGUACUCCUGUCAAAUGGUUUGAUCGAUCUCCUUGCCUAUGCUUUGGAAGAGACCCAGAAGUAUGUCUCCCUCUCUGAUGGUACUGAGGUGAAUCUGACGGCAGAUUCUCUCUUUGAGGUGAUUCUGGAGACAGUCAACGAUGUUGCUGAUUUCAGCGAGCAUGCUAAAAGGCAAUCAGUGGGUGUGUUCACAGAGAAGCUCAUGCAACUCUUUGUUGACAAAAACAAAAACUUCCAUGUGCGUAUGGAGGCAAUCCGCACAUUAAAUCUCCUCUUAGAAGGAUGUUUGGAUGAAGUUAUCCAGGUGCUCCGGGAAUAUCCACCGAGUCUAAAACGCAUGGGAUUGAUGGCAGAUCUCUUGACCACAGCGGGGGAUUUUGAGAUGCAGGUAGCCUGUACUGAGUCUCUGGCCAGACUGGUCAAGCGAUCAGACAAGGCUAGCUCUAACCUGAUCAAAGACUGGUUCUCCGACCCACACUUUGCCACAGCGUUUAUGGAGAUCAGAGACGAUACCUUUGAAACGGAUUGUCGCAAAUUCCUGAACUCAAUCAAUUCCUCUCUUGGAAGCAAGCAAAGUGUGUUCUCCCUGCCUUGUCUCAGUGCUCAUCUUGGCUCCUUCAAGCUAAGAUGCCCAGAUGACGUCAACCUGCAGGACUUCUGGGUGGACUUCAAUACGGUCAGCAGGAGAAUCACCCUGUACGUGGCUGAUGAGGAACUGCAAAAGGAGAAUGAGGAAGGUGGUAUGUGGGAGACUGUCACAAUACAAAAUGAGGCAGUUGAGAAGUUCCGUCUAUCAGAGAGGGUUGGUCGACAGGCCCUGUUCAUCUCCCUGAACGUUCCUGCCUCUGAGCUUCUAGGAUUCUGUCCCAGUGAUGACAAAUGUGCACACAUUGUGUUUGAUGCUAAGGUGGACGUUCGGUGUGCUGCUGUUGCUGUGUUCGGCCAAGACAAGCUCAGGCAUUCCAAGCACAAGACUUCAGUGAGCAAGGUCAGCAUCCAGGUCCACGUCGAUGACAGCAGCAAUAGCCCUGGUCCCUGGAGGAAUAUCCGGUCAGCAGACGAGAGCAGCGACUCCAUCUCCAUACAGAGUGCCAAGAUCUACGGUUUGGGUGGUACUGAUGAUGAAUCGUCAGGGCUAAGGGCAUCGAGAUCAAAACCCAUCAAGACUGACAGUGAAGCAAGAGCACCUACUAAACAUAAGGUAUCAGUUCCGCUCAGCCCCAUGUGGACACCAACCAUGGCCAAAAAUGUGGCUACCCAGAGAUUCAGCAGCACAAAAUCAGUGGCAUCGGCAGAGUCGAGUUCGUCUGUGAAGCCACUUUGCAAGAAAUCAGAUUUUGCUCAGCCUCAAACACCAGUUACACUUAAGUCAUCAACAAAGAGGGUCAAGACACCACUCCAGAUUGUUGUUUCAGACAAAGCUACCGACAGUGCCGCCGAGUCUGAAAUCAGCUGCCCAUCCAUCGGCAAGAAGGCAUCCAUAUCAUCAGGGGUUAGUAUAAGCUCUUGCGGUACCCCUACCGGACUCCGACUAAAGCUGCAGCGAGAGGCAAUGACACGGCAGCAGCAGACCUCUGGACUGCAGGAUGCCAAGCCAGGCAGCGGGAGUAGAUCCGACCCGGGACCCACUUCGAGUGCCAGCUUCCAACAAGCAGGGAUGCAGCCACAUCCCAGCACAACCAGAUUACAGAAUGGCCUUCCCAGUCGAAUCGAUGGGCAUAGAUCUGACCCCGGAUCCAGCACAUGCAAGGAUGGCCUACCCCAGCAGAAGAGACAGCUCAGGUCUCGGGUUAAUAAACAUGACGCACCAGAGCAUCAGCAAGAACCACCGAGAAGAGAUGGGGGAUACCGGAGGGAGGAGCAAGUGUCUUCAGGAGGGGAGGAGGAAUCAAAGAGAAAGAAACCAUCAAGGAAAUUCAGAUUGUACAGCGACAGUGGAGGCAUGAUGACAGAGGCAGAAGAAGAUAGUCAAGAGGCCUCAAAUACAGACUUAGUCAUUCCCAGCACCAUUCCUACUGAGGAGAGUCCAGUGGAUGUUAUUCCUGACUCACUUCCUCCCUCUGGGCAGCUUCAGCCCGAUGAAGCAACAUCUAACACAUCUAGGAUCCAAAAUAGAUCAAACUUUGGCAGGUAUCAUCCUGUAGCCCAUAGUCCAUCCCUUAGUACACUGACUGAGGAAAGUGCACAGAGUGCCAAGGGCAGAAGUACUAAAACAACUGCGACCAUCAUCAGUGGUAGUGAAGCUCCAACUGCAAACGCCAGCCUUCAACGGAGCAAGAUGACCUUGCAGGAGGAAGUCAUUCAAGAGGUGUUGUCAGAAGAAGGAGUUCUCAGUUCACGAGUCGCAGCUGGCAGCAGUUGUCCAGAAACUUGUCACAACAGUAAGAUGGAUGCGGGCAAAGUUCAGGAGAGAUGGGAUGCCAGAGUAGGACCACAUGACAAGAACAGCAAUGCAAAAGAUGACUCUGAGAAGGUUGGCGAAAGCUGUGAGGAUGCUGAUGUUAUUAUCAUUGAUGGAGAUGAGGUUCUACCAGAUGUGCCCUCGGGGAACAAGAAACUUUCAAAACCUGAUCAAAAAGGUGAUAGAAGGGAAGAUGAGGAAGAGUACGACCAAGACACUGAUGUUGACAAGACCAAAGCUGCCAAAAAUAGAGGCAAAGCCCCAGACGACAAAUCCAGACCCCUGCCUCCCUCAAGGGCAUUUCGCAAGGUGCCUCUUCAGAUGCCGGAUUCCAGCCAGGAGCUCUUCACCUCCCAGAUGGAAGCUCGUCCCAGAAGAGGCCGGCCCACAAAGAAGGCCUGGAGAGAAGGCAACGUGAAGAAGCAGCCUAAGAAACAAGGAGGCAAGUCAGCAAAGGAGAGGCCCCCUGUGGAGGAACCUAGACUCAGGGCAAGGAGUCAACGUGCGGCAGCCAAGGCGGCCGAGAGGGAAAUACGCACACUCAGUCAGUCGUUUGACAGUUGCCCUGAAGCUAACGACAAACCUACUUCUGGGAUGGAGUCAUCAGACUCAAGUCACCCAAUCAUCAAGAAAUCCAAGGGGAAGAAGACCGAAAAUGAAACUGAAAAAAAAACAAGAACAUCUAGAUCUUUGAAGGCACUGACAAACCUAUCAGCCAGGUCAAGUCAAGAUUCUGCGGACCUGUCUGUGUAUGACUUUGUGGAAGUAGAGGUAGAGAGAUCCUCAUCUAGUGACUCUGUUGUCAAAAAACCUCAUUUGAGAACGGCCGGGGCAAGGAAAAGAGGUCAGCUUUUGAAGUCAACUCAAGAGGCACUGGACAUCUCUGUCUAUGACUUUGCAGAUUCAGAAAGCUGUCAGAGUGUCAGCCUUCAGCCAUGCAUCAAAAAGAAGCCAUCUCUUCCUACCAAGGCAGCAAGAAAUAUUCCAGCCAAGGUGAAUGCCCUUGCUCAGCAUGCUAAAUCUAGGAAACACCAGCGUGUGCAUUUGGAACAGUCAGACAAACCUCUGAAAACCUCAAAGAAGCUAUUUCGAAAUUCCCAAGAGCUUUGGGAUACAGAUGAUGAUCAAAUAAAUGUCUCGUCCAGGCUGCGAUCAAAAAACAAAACUGUGAAGCCUCCCCCAAGUCCAGAAGAGCUUUCCGACAUUGAGCAACCCAGAGAUGCACCACAAAUGUCAUUCCUCUCGAGGAAUGCCCAACUGUCUCCAGUAGAAUCCAGUGAUGACCAGUACCUUGACCAGGAUGUGCACAGCUUUGUCAAAAGUUUCACCAACAGAGAAAGGAAAAGGGCUGCGGAAGCAGUGAGUGAGCUGAUGUCUGAAAGCAGAAAAAGCAGAUGUCAGACAGACAAGAGGGGAGAGAAAUCAAGAAGGGAGAGGCCUCGAUCUGGUAGAAACACAUAUGUCCUGGACAAGGAACAAGUAGAGAGGCCGAGCAAGAAAUCCUCAACAGCAUCUGUGGAAAAGCAGCGGCAGUCCUCCAGGGAGCCAAUCAGCAGUCGCAAGCCAUCAUGGAGGAGGAAAGGAUCAAGCUUUGGAGUGGAGAUUGUCGAAGAUGAGUCGGAGGAAGUCCCCAAUCGAGAAGAUGCUGUCAGUAUUUCCAGUGACGACGACGCCAACACAGACACUGUGUCCGUGGAGAACUUCAGCAAGGUUUGCCAGAGUUUGGUCAAUAAGUCAGGUCGAGGACUAGCAACAAAACAGUCAUACAGGAACAUCCCUAAGAUCUAUUAUCAAAGCCAAGACAGUGAAUGGCAGUCAAAUGACGAGGAACACGAGGGGGCACAGGAGGAGGAGCCAGGCAGUCUGGCAGCUUCUCCUGAGCCACCGCGCCGCUCCAGCAAGAAGCGGCGUGAACCCGAUGUUGUCAGCGAAAGAAGUUGGUUGGCCGAGAAACCCAUGCAGAAGGUUUGCACUUACUCCAAGACCCACAAGAAGGAGUGGGUGUCGCUCACCUCCACGAUAAACCUGGACACCACGGUCAAGAAGAAACCCAGACUGAACAAGAGAAAGCCGAGAAAGAAGAAGGACGAGAAACCGGCUCUGCCUAGGAAGAGGAAACAGAAUCCACUGAAGAGCUCCCAGGAGGCAGACGUAGACAGCCUGGACAUGUGCUUGUUCUACUACAGGGAGAAUCACGAGUCCAGCAGUCUGUCGGACAGCCAGCUGAGGCGUAGCUCUGCCAACAAGACCCUGUUGGACAACUCCACCAGAAGUGAAAAGACCGUCAAGUCCAUGCCCCGGUGCACCAGCACACCUUGGUCGCUGCACUGGUCCUCCCAAGAGGAAGGCAAGGAGGAGGAGUCCAGCAUAGAGGUCGCCAGGGAUGAUCCCGACAGAGCCACUGGUGACAUAGAGGAGGACCUCUACCCGCUCACUCCCUCGGUCUUGGUUGAGGACAUGCAGGCCGGGGGCCGGCCUGACCUGGUCACUCCCAAAUCCCUAAAGAUCUCCUCGUCCAUCUCCAGCCGAGGCACAAGCUCCUCGGGGAAAACACCCAAGCAAGUCACCUUUGACUCUGAUCCAAAUUAUGCUGAAGACUUCACACCAGUGAUAGAAGAAGAUUGUCUCAAGUCAGGUCCGUCCUCCAGGGCUUGUCCUACUGCCUCAACACUUAAGCGGAAGUAUGGCGACAUCUUCAACGAUGACGACGGAGAAGAUGACGGGGCACAGGUUGAUGGAGACACAGUAGUCAGCUCUGACGGUGAAGAUGCUGACGGUGACGUGCCACCUUGUGGACUAGUGCCUCACUCUGGCCAGGGGUCGCUGAGACCAAAGAAGCUCUUCAAAGCACGCAUGACUACUACCAGCUCAAAUUCUCCAGAGGUGGAGAUGGAAGACACCGAAGACACCAGCACCGGUGACAUCCCAUCCUCUUUUCAGUCCUUGGGGAGCUUCCCGACGAUGCAGAUCACCAAGAUGUUCAAGACGAUCACCAGCACUCACAAGCAGAGAAUGCUGACCGAGCAGAGACAGGCCCGACAGCUGACCGAAGGAGCAGUGAAGACAACCAAGAGAGAGGUGUCCAAGCUCUGGUCCCAGCAGCACCAAGCAAGGAGCGAAGCUCAGGAGGAGUUUAAGAGCCGCCUGCUGGCCGAAAUCGUCUCCCUGGAGGACGAGCUGGGUCACUUAAAGGAUGUCCAGAGAGAGCUGCAGGCAACACUGGAGCAGCACUGUCACAUGACGGCCUCCACUCUGCUCAAGCACAUACAGCGGGUGAAGUCACUGCACAGCCAACACGAGACGGACUCCGGGGAGCUGAACCGGCAGCUGGGCCGGCACCUGCAGCACGGCGUCAGGCAGGUGCUGCACCAAGAGAUGGUCAACAUGCACAAGCUGCUCAUUCAAGACGCUCAACAACAUGAACUGCAGCAAAUGAGGAAAGGACUGCUGAACAUCUUCAGGGUGUAGCAGAAAAGAUGAAAGGACAGUUUACACCAAUUUAGUUUAUAAGAUAUGUAAUGUUUUGCUUUGCUGAAGCAAGCGAAGAUGUUGAUGUUUUUAAAAACUCUGGCUGUUACAUUUGUUGCUUCUGUUGUUCUCUCUGGAAUUGUUUCCCUAAUUAAUUUUUAUGGACAGACGUUUGCCAUUUUCUAAACCGCUCACAACAGCAGUGCAUGCUUUUGGUUGUUCCGAAAAUUUUUGACCAAUUCUAAUUUUCCAGUUUUUCACGUUAAAUUUUUAAUGAUGAUGUUUACUUUAUAGGAUGAACUGAUAGACAGUUGAAUUGAUUAACUUUAACCCUCUGAGCAUUUUGGAAGGAAGCUUCCUCCUCAGUCUUCCAAACUCAUCCUCUCUUCAGGAAAUCAACAGCAAAUUCUGUGUACUUCAACAUUAUUAAGGGGCAUCGUGGACCGAGUCCCGUAGCAAGAAAUAUUGUUGGCUGGACUCUACCUUCCCAAAUGUUAGAAAAUUUUCCAGAACCUCUUGACAGUAUUUGAAAGACCUGAGAUGGUGUGCACUUGUACACUCGAUAAAAAAAAGAAAACAGGAAGGGGGUGUGGAAUUUGUUCCCUGCUCAUGGGAAUUGAAAUGAUAUCACCGUUGCUCAGGUAAUGACAAGAACAAGUUGGCCUGAUUACACAUUUAAUUUAGGAAUCACUUUUCCGAGAUUUCAAAAACAAGUAUUACCUCAUGGUAAAGAAAGUUAUGAAAUAGGUUUUACAUUCCAGCUGUGACCUCCCAUAGAGGUAAUGGUAGGCAAUAGCAUCGUAGUUUGUGUAAUGUUUUGCUCAUUGCGCAAAAACAGCCUUUAAGGUUGUAAAUAUUAUUUGAAGUUGCUACUCUUUAGGACUGAUUUAUGAAAAACAUUUCUUAAUCGGAAAAAGAAUUCGAAGUCAAGAAAAGUUUAGGAAAUUGUUGCAAAGUGUGCUUUUGCCUCUAAUAUUACAGAGUGGGACUUCGAGAUUCUGUUUUGAACAAAUUAAGUUAUGAAGUUUGGUUUAUGUUUUAUAGUGUUGAACUAUAAUUUUGAAUUCUGAAAUAAAAAAUGUUCUA
Molecule: messenger RNA, 7422 nt
Organism: Acanthaster planci (crown-of-thorns starfish)
Lineage: Eukaryota; Metazoa; Echinodermata; Asteroidea; Valvatida; Acanthasteridae
Biological process (GO): meiotic nuclear division; mitotic G1 phase
Cellular component (GO): lateral element; condensed chromosome, centromeric region
Source: RefSeq, a predicted model, not a curated record